AUGCGUGUAGAAGAUGUUAAGAAGCUUGUGAAUGACCAACUUCGAGACUUGAAAACCGACGAGAACUUCGAAGAUGCACUACGUAAGGAGAUGGACCAGGCGAACUUUACACCUUUCACCCCCAAGCAAUUCUCCACGCCUUCGUUUACACACUUCAAAGGGGACUCAUGUCCCGAGAGCCACAUAAAACACUUCAAAAGUGACAUGAUCCUCCACAAGGCUGACGAUGCGCUGAUGUGCAAGGUGUUUGCAAUGACCUUGCGAGGAGCAGCCCAAGACUGGUUCCAUACUUUACCAUCUGGGUCGAUCAACAGCUUCAAGGAGCUGGCAUACGUCUUCGUCAAAGAAUACACGUCUUACCGGACAAUCAAGAAAAACCCUGACCACCUGUUCAACCUACGCAAGAAGUCCAACGAAUCCCUUCGAGACUACAUCAAGAGAUUCAAAGCAGAAAAGGCCAACAUCGUAGGAUGUGACGACCGGAUCGCGUCCUUUGCUUUCAAGAAAGGCCUUCCAGCUGAACACGACUUAUACUGCGAGCUGAUUAUCGCUCCCAACCAGACUCUGGCAGAGGUCUUCGCAACCGCGGAACGCUAUGCGCUCUGGGAUGAUGAUCGAAUUGCUACAAAAAAGUCUACUAAGCAGGAAGAUCAACCAACCAAGCGGGCAGGCCAAAAGAGUAACGGGUUUGGCAACAGGAACAAGGACAAGCGCAGGUCGCACCCAAAAGAGGACGCUACGGCAGGAGAGAAUUACACCAAGUUCUCCAUCCCCAUACACCAAAUCUUAUCCCAAGUGAAGGACAAACCUUGGGUAAGAAGGCCGCCGCCCUUGAAGGGAGAUCCAGACAAGAGGGAUAUCAGAAAAUACUGUGCCUUCCAUGAGACACACGGACACACAACAAACAACUGCUUUGCUUGGAAAACACACCUUGAAGAACUCGUGAGAGAAGGUCACUGCACGGAGUUCAUUGCGAAGCAAGCCAUCCAGCGGAUAGAGGAUUGCGACACCACCAAGGAGCCACCUUAG
Molecule: messenger RNA, 1029 nt
Organism: Prunus avium (sweet cherry)
Lineage: Eukaryota; Viridiplantae; Streptophyta; Magnoliopsida; Rosales; Rosaceae
Source: RefSeq, a predicted model, not a curated record